Molecule: messenger RNA, 1565 nt
Organism: Hemibagrus wyckioides
Lineage: Eukaryota; Metazoa; Chordata; Actinopteri; Siluriformes; Bagridae
Gene: ascc1
Product: activating signal cointegrator 1 complex subunit 1
Exons: 10
Coding region: 155-1219 (354 amino acids)
Biological process (GO): DNA alkylation repair; regulation of DNA-templated transcription
Cellular component (GO): nucleus
Molecular function (GO): RNA binding
Source: RefSeq, a predicted model, not a curated record
AUGAUACAUAGACGCUUGAACAGAACAGCGCCAUCUACAGCCUCGGAAGAGCGUUAAAAUAAAGCGGAGCGUGUAUUUCCCGUGUCGUAGAGGAAGAAGGAAGUGUACUGGUCAGCAUCUGGGAGGUAUUUAACUGUAGGAAUUGUAGGCCACCAUGGACGUAUUGAGGCCAGCGCUUAUUAACAUCAACGGGAGGAUUUACCGAAAAAAUGCUGUUAAGGAGGAACGUUAUGAAGAUGAAGAAGAGGAAGCUUUCUCGUACUCUGGACCAGACAGGGAUCAGCGCAUGGAUGAACCUUGUGACGCGGAUAACAUUGAGCAGACUGACAAGGGCUUUCGCUGUGCCAUAGAGGUCCCGAGUGUUCUUUACAAGUACAUCAUUGGAAAGAAAGGCGAGACACGGAGACGACUGGAAGCGGAGACUAAAACUACAAUCAGCAUUCCUAAACCAGGAGUAGAGGGACCGAUAGUGAUCACAGGCUCUCAGAAGGCAGCCGUAGCAUCAGCCGUAACACGUGUCGAGGUUUUGAUCGAGAGCUUCCGUAGGAAACAGCCGUUCACUCACUUCCUGUCCUUUGCUCUGAACCACCCACAGAUUCAGGAAGGGUUUAAACGCUUUAAAGAGGAUGUGUUGGAUCACUGCUCUCAGGAUAUGGGAGUGGAUGCGAGCAUCUUUCAAAAUCAAGCAAAGCUGCACCUCACCAUAGGAACCCUUGCCCUCCUAAAUGAACAGGAAGUGAUGCGAGCAUCUGAGCUUCUCACACAGUGUCAAGAUUUCAUCAGAGACAUAACAGAAGGAAAGCCUUUAGCUCUGGAGGUAAAAGGACUAGAGUACAUGAAUGACGAUCCCUCCAUGGUGGACGUCCUGUAUGCUAAAGUGUGUGUUCAGGAUGGCUCUGACAAACUGCAGCAGAUAGCAGACAGGCUGGUGGAGUGUUUUGUAGCAGCAGCACUGAUGGUAAAAGAAUGGGACAGAGUGAAACUACACGCUACUGUCAUGAACACACUGUUCAGGAAUGAUCCAUCAGUGGAGGAUAAAGGAGGUGCAGGAAGGCCCAGUAUGAAAGAUCGUGAAGCUUUUGAUGCCAGGAACAUUUUGGAGAGAUUUAAGGAGUUUAAUUUUGGUAAAUGUCAGCUGGACUCAGUGCAGCUCUCUCAGAGAUUCUCCUCCGAUUGUACAGGGUACUAUUCAUCUGCUGGGAGAGCCACCUUCAUCUGAUCUCUACACACACACACACACACACACACAGACACACACACACACACACACUUAUUGAAUCGAAUAGAUUCACAGUGAGUAUUCUUUGUUAUGAAGUGUAUAUAUCCCACCAUUGUGGGUGAUUUUACACACUCAAAAAAAUGACACAUUGAAACCUUAAGGGCUCUCUGUUCAGGGAAAGGAUCCAAGUAGAACCCUUUUAGGUGAGAAUAUGUAACUAUCUAAAGGUUUGUUUUUUCAAAGAGUGUAAACUGAAAAUGCUGUUCCUGAUAUCAGUGAUGCAUGCUUUUGGUGGAAAUGUAAUUUUAUAUGUUAUUACAUUAAAAUUUGUUUCAUUAUCAGUCUA